AUGUAUGCAUCCACGGGCGAAGCCGAGCUCAGGCAAAACAGUAACUCUGAAAACUCUGGAACCUCACCAGAACACCAAUCAUCCCCAAACUCUUGGACGUUGGGAGAUCGUACAUCGAAUGACCAUUUGCGGGCAAAAUCUCCUCACCAAACCGCAUCGGAGGAGCCCGAGGGACAUGACCGAAGCGAUAAGGACAGUCUACAGGGUAGCACCGAAAAAAGUAAACCAAAAGACAAGGUUAAAGCAAAUGCGACGGCCGAGACAUUCAAAGGGAAAGAGAAGGCAAUCGAAAAGGAGAAAGUGACCUCUCCUCAGAAGAAGCCGAUGCUAAACCGUCGAUCCUCCACUCGCUUGCAGACCAACGACAACUCAUCCUUGUCCAUCCUUUCCGACGACGAUGACCCCUCACUACCCUCAUCAGAAUGUCUUCCGGAUGAUCAGGCUGCCAUUGCUGACGCAUUGAAGGUUCAAAUACUGGGGAAGAAGAGGUCGAUGGCUGUCGUGGCAUCUGCUCUGAACCGCAACACGCUUGCUCUGGGAGGUCAUCAAUUAGAGCUGAUAGAAAUACAACGCAAGAACAAAAAAAGGGUUCAGGGUGAAAUUGGGGAGCUGAGAGUGCGUGUAGAUGCACUGGAAGUGUCUGGAUUGGGUGCCCACGUAGAUGAAUCUGUCAUCUCGGACGGAUCAGCUUCCCCGAAAGUGCCUACUGUGUCUCUCCUACGUGAUAUUAGGAUGCGUAUCAAGUCACUUGAAGGCAAUGUCCAUUCGCUAAAGGACGGUGUAGAUUGGAAGAAAACCUUGGACAAGGAACUUUGUCGGCUUAAGGACAAAGUAGAAAUUUAUGAGGAUUUUUCAAAAACUCUGCCCAAGCCGAAGGAUGUUAUGGAGGUACGCACAUAUGCCACGAAGGAGGUUACAAGGUUAGGAUCUCUCAUAUCCAAAGGGAUCUCGGAUCUACGUGAAGAGGUGAGGGUGGACCGAAAAACCUCGAUAGCUGACACCUUCAAAAAGGUCACCACCACCAUCAACUCACACAACGACACUCUUCGGGAGGAGAAUAGGAAGCUGUGGGCCAAGCUUGAAGCAGCUUUGGCAGAUAAUGAUGGUCUACGCGCUCGACUGCAGGCCCUUGAAUUGGGGUCCCAUCAGCACCAGCCUUAUACGUCUCGCUCAUCAUCCCCUGUGCAGACCGCGCCAAACCGCCACUUGUCAAGGAGUUAUUCUCAUCCAACCCACUCUCGGUCUCGGUCAUCAUCACCUGCAUCCCAUUCGCACAACCAGCGGACGAUGCCUCCGCCUCCGUUACCACCUUCUCACCGCCAUUCAGGUCUGAUGCCUCCACCAUCACCGAGGCAGCACUCGCCACCUUCGCUUCCACCAUUCUCACGACGGCGCUCAUCACCUCAGCUUCCGCCUCUGCCAAUCCCUCCACAAUCGACAUCAAGGUACCAGGAGAAGCAAGGGCAUAGCCCAGAAAUGGAAUCCCGCUCCCGUAAAGGUCAAAAGGCAAGCGAACACCAAUCAGUACAGGACGCAAGGUUUAGGAUUACUAUAGGCCCCUUCCCGGACUAUUUUUACACUGCGAGGGCCCCUGCAGUAGUGCGACGGUAUUUUGAGGAUGUGGUACAACCCCUACACUGCCCAUAUGUGCGCGAAAGCACUGUCGCUGGUGUCUAUGUCUUGGUAUUCAGUAAUCGACAGGAGGCCGAUGAGUUUGUAGAGAAGUGGAUAUAUCAGUUUCCGUCGUCGCAGCUCGGGGUCUAUAAGGGUAUCAACAUUCAAAGUGGGGGGGAUUUUUGA
Messenger RNA from Lentinula edodes (shiitake mushroom), 1800 nucleotides. RefSeq lists its product as uncharacterized. The record is from RefSeq and is a predicted model, not a curated record. The coding region runs from base 1 to 1800 and encodes 599 amino acids. The transcript has a single exon. NCBI's taxonomy places the organism in Eukaryota, Fungi, Basidiomycota, Agaricomycetes, Agaricales, Omphalotaceae.